UUAGUCCCUGCCCCUUCUCCCACACCACCCCGACCCGGAGUCACGCUAGUGACGCUUACAUUCCCUGCUCCUGCCCUCAGCCAUAUUGAAAGUGCAGUUUCCGACUUUGGCUGCUCGGGAAGGUGGCAGAAGAACUUAAAACUGAGGCUUUUGAAUUUGGAAUUAAAAUUUUGCUUGUUGAAAAACUUACCAGGGAUUGUGGCUUCGCGUCUUCAGCCGUUGAUCGGUUGCGUUGAGGCGUCUGAAAGAUGGUGGACCGCCUGGCGAACAGUGAGGCCAACUCGAAGCGCAUCGGGAUCGUGGAAGCAUGCUUUGGCACAGCAGGUCAACCGCUGGCCAUCCCAGGUCGAGUGCUGAUCGGAGAGGGCGUUCUCACAAAGCUGUGCCGCAAAAGACCCAAAGCCCGACAGUUCUUCCUCUUCAACGACAUCCUGGUGUACGGCAACAUCGUCAUCCAGAAGAAAAAGUACAACAAGCAGCACAUCAUCCCUCUGGAGAGCGUCACCAUAGACACGGUAGAGGACGAGGGGGACCUGCGCAACGGUUGGCUGAUUAAAACACCCACUAAGUCGUUCGCCGUCUACGCCGCAACAGCAACAGAGAAGUCUGAGUGGAUGAGCCACAUCAGCAAAUGCGUCUCGGACCUACUGGAAAAAAGCGGGAAAUCUCCCACCGGCGAGCACGCGGCCGUCUGGGUGCCCGACUCUGAGGCGACCGUAUGCAUGCGAUGCCAAAAGAUGAAAUUCACUCCCGUCAAUCGCCGCCACCACUGCCGGAAAUGCGGCUUUGUGGUGUGCGGCCCCUGUUCGGAGAAGAAGUUCCUGCUUCCAAGUCAGUCGUCCAAACCGGUGCGCGUGUGCGAGUUCUGUUACAAGCAGCUAUCCACGGGCGCAACCCUUCCGACCCGCUCGGACUCCUACAGCCGUUCAGAGUUUACCGGAAACAUCUCAGACGACGAUGAUGAUGAUGACAGCAGUGACUGAGGGUCACUUUUAGGAAUAUUGACAAUCUACAAAUCAUAUCCUGUAAUUUUAGUCUGAUUUUUCAUUCAGGGUUUGCUAAUUCCUGUGGCAAUAACACUUUCCCAAAACAAUUAAAGGCCCCUGUGCAUAUGAACAAAAGGUUUGAUGGGAUUGUUCCUGCGUAUUAAUGAACACUACUUGUUGGCUCGCUCUGGUUUCACAUUAAAGUCACUCUCGUAGUCCAUUUUAACCUUUUUCAUGUAAAUGCAUUUCUUGGCAAUGGUGCUCUUUCAUCUUCUUUUUGACUUUUUUCCCCUCUUUCCUUUUAGCUGUUGUAUUCUUACUGAGCGAUGCUGCUAUCCGCUGGAGGACGAGGUUGUUGGGUAAUGUGAUUGCGGGCUGUUCCUCCCUCAGGUGAAACCGUGUAGUGCAUUACAACUAGGUUUUAAACAAGGAGCUGCAUUUAAUGCUUUGAACAACUAACCACUAACAAACCAUGAAAGUGUGCGUUUGGGUGCAGGUCUUCGGUUUCUCACUUUGCUCAGUUUCUAGCAAUUGCCAAUGACAAAUCAGAUAGACGCUACUAAGCUUCUAAAUGCGUGUAUAUAAUGCUGUGGCAUAGGAAAAUUCAUCUGACAAGGUCGUCGCUGCCUUAGUGCCUUCUUAUUUAUCCUCAGGAUCCUCUAAAUGAAAACCUAUUUAUGACUUGGGCUGAUUUCUUUACUAGACACCUGCCUUCAUGGCACAUCACAUGAUGUAUUCUGUUUAGAGGCGCACGAGUGACCAUUUUAUUGUGUUUCAUCCGUAUGACUAGUUAGAAUCAAAACUAGACCAACAGUUUCACUUCAGUACAGUCCAAAUCAUUAUAUUAUCUCAGUCCGAAUAGCUUUUGGACAUUCCCAUGAUUGCAUCUGUGGUCCACAUGCCCUAAACUUUCUCUCCAACUCUAUAGAAAUGACACGUUAGCAUGCAGCCCACAGGAAUCGCAUGUCACUAAGGCGAAGGAUGCUCUAUCCGUUCCGCCCGCCCUCUCUCAUUGGGGUCUUUGUGUUAGAGAAGUCACAUGUCGGGCCAUGACAGUCAAUCCUACAAGUUUGAACGGGAAUCGAAAGCAUUAUGAGGAAGCGACUGUCACACAGCCACCUUUUGUUUUUUUAUGGCUGUUUGACACAAGAAAAACUGCACUAACAGCUUUCCAAAGUGGUGUGUUGUUUUAUUAAAUGACUGUGUUGGACACUCUAGAGAUACGGUAGUAUAUUUCAUCAACGAUCUGCCAGGUUUACAAGUGAAGCUGGUCGGAGAAUCAGCUGCUUGAGAACUGUCUCAGUACUGAAUACUUGAUCACCUGUGAAGAUGGCAUAUUUUGUUUGUGUCAGAAUGACAAAACUGACA
Labeo rohita (rohu) is the source of this 2354-nucleotide messenger RNA. RefSeq names its product pleckstrin homology domain containing, family F (with FYVE domain) member 2 (gene plekhf2). Gene Ontology annotation, molecular function: metal ion binding; phosphatidylinositol binding. The transcript is spliced from 2 exons. The record is from RefSeq and is a predicted model, not a curated record. Bases 249 to 983 code for a protein of 244 amino acids. NCBI's taxonomy places the organism in Eukaryota, Metazoa, Chordata, Actinopteri, Cypriniformes, Cyprinidae.